This is a messenger RNA of Pomacea canaliculata, 2472 nucleotides long. RefSeq names its product L-sorbose 1-dehydrogenase-like. The record is from RefSeq and is a predicted model, not a curated record. NCBI's taxonomy places the organism in Eukaryota, Metazoa, Mollusca, Gastropoda, Architaenioglossa, Ampullariidae. The transcript has 11 exons. Bases 118 to 1911 code for a protein of 597 amino acids. Gene Ontology annotation, molecular function: flavin adenine dinucleotide binding; oxidoreductase activity, acting on CH-OH group of donors.
UGGAUUUCAGUAUCGCCGGCAUAGCUCUGGAGUCUAGUUAGUGCUUGGCUAGUUUUAUCCUCGCUUUGCUUCUGGAAAUCCCGAAGGCAGUGUUUGUGCAGACAGUGGUCUGUCAACAUGUGGCUGAAACUGUUGUCUGCCAUCGUGGCAACCACGGCGAUCGUACUGCACCUCAGCACCAAAGACCCGGUUCCUCCUCUCACGUCAACCCUGAACGCUUCCUACGACUACAUCAUAGUCGGCGGCGGCUCAGCAGGCUGUGUGCUGGCCAGUAGACUGUCAGAGGACCCUGACAUCACAGUCCUCCUCAUUGAGGCUGGUGGCGACGAUCGCGGUCGUGAGGACAUCGCCACGCCGGCUUUUGUUGGUUUUCUGCAGCAUUCGGAUAUCGACUGGGACUAUCUUACUGUUCCUCAGAAACAUGGUUUUGAGGGCCACGUUGAUAAAAGAGCCUACGUUCCAAGAGGGCGUGUCCUGGGCGGGUCGUCUAGCAUGAACUUUAUGUCGUACGUCAGAGGUCAUCCUCGAGACUUUGACAGCUGGGCGGAGCAAGGAUGUGAUGGCUGGAGCUACAGAGAUGUCUUGCCCUAUUUUUUGAAGUCAGAGGGCUUCAUAAAAAGUCAUUCUGCCGAUUCAGAAUUUCUUGGAAAAGAUGGUCCUCUGAAAAUUGAAGAGGCUAUGCACUUAAAACUUACUGACAUCCUUACUCAAGCAGCAGAGCACCUGAGAUUUCCUCUCUUUGAUUACGUGUCCGACGAGGGGGAAGGAUUGUCACCGAUGUAUUUCACUACACACAGAGGUCAGAGGUCUAGUACUUCGAGAACCUAUCUACAUCCAGUCUUGAACAGGUCGAACCUGCACGUGAUGGUCAACGCCUACGUCACACGAGUUGUUCUUGAGGAAACAAAAGUGGUUGGCGUGGAACUGGUUCACAGAAGCAGAAAAAAACGAGUAUUAGCGAAAAAGGAGGUCAUUCUCUCUGCAGGAUCCAUUGGUUCUCCUAAGAUCCUCAUGCUGUCCGGAAUCGGACCAAGUCAGCACCUCAGAGACUUGAAGAUACCUAUUACUAUGGAUUUGCCAGUGGGAGACAACCUGCAGGAUCAUCUGCUUUAUGACUACCAUGUUGGGCUCCAAGCACACGUGGGUUUGCAUGUGACUGAUUUUUCCGAUGUUUGGAACAAAAUUAAGUUUCACCUCUUUGGAACAGGUCCUCUCUCAUUUAGUGGGACAGUCACUCACCUGUUUGUAAGCUCUACGAACCAUAGUAAGCAGCUACUAUGGCCAGACAUUCAGAUUUUAUUUCAUUCCAUACUCUGGGAUUCAAACAGACUGCGUGAUCUAGGACUCAACGAAGAGGCUAUAGAAGAAUCCUCCAAAAGAAAACAGUUUCAGUACGGGUUUUCCUGCCUGCCUGCUCACCUGAGACCUGGAAGCAAAGGGACGUUACGCUUGCAAAGUUCAGACCCCUUCGAUGACCCCCUGAUAGACUUCAACUACUUCCAAGAUCCAGAGGACGUGACUGCUUUAGUUAAAGGCAUCGACGUCUGCAAGCGUCUAGUUCAAACUCCCAGCCUGCAGUCCCUAGGGGCCCAGGCCGCUGACGGCCCGUCUGCUGCGUGUGUGGGGCCCAACAGCCCUUACGACUCGGAAGCCUACUGGACGUGCAUGGUCCGAAGACGAUCAGUGUCGUACUACCAUCCUGUGGGCACGGCUAAAAUGGGCUCAGCUAAUGAUUCUACAGCUGUUGUCGACACCAGCCUAAGAGUCCGAGGCAUAAGUGGUCUGAGAGUCGUUGAUGCCUCAGUCAUUCCCAGCCUUCCUUCUGCCAACACCAACGCUGCUGUCAUCAUGAUAGCAGAGAAAGCUUCCGAUAUUAUCCGAGCGAACAGGAAGUAUGCGACUAAACAGUGAGCUACAGAAAGAUAAAAUGGCAGUAAGAUUUACCCAAUGCUCAUUGUGUUCACUUCCGAUCGCCAGAUCAUGCAAAUAAAAGCUUUUGAUAGCUACGAGGACAUUUUUCAGCGAUUAUGUGUAACUUUUUGUAUCCUUUAUAUACUGUAUUUUUAUUUGAACGCUUUUGAAUCAAAUGCUUUUGAAAUGUAUUUAUUUUACAAAACUUCCCUUGUAUAAAAGUAAUGACUGAAAUAUUAAACAGUGAUUUAAAAAAACGUCUGCGAGUUGUGAUGUACAAAAACUUAGUUUUUCUUUAUGUAUAAGCUUGACUACAAACAGACUGACAGGCUAUGGUAUGCUGUUAUUGUCUGGAGAAGCUGAAAAGUCCCAGUCUGUAAAUGUAGUAUUAUAGUUGUCUUUUCCUAAAAUGUAUACAACAUUAAGGAAAAGUUUAUGUCCAUUUUUAACACUUCUUUUUAUUUUCAUUAUUGUAUUUCACUUUUGAAUUCUUAGGAUUGUCAUCAACAGGAGACAGACGAUUUACUUGCUUUUAACUCUGUGAUCAGUAAGCAGCGCAUU